Molecule: messenger RNA, 1290 nt
Organism: Cannabis sativa
Lineage: Eukaryota; Viridiplantae; Streptophyta; Magnoliopsida; Rosales; Cannabaceae
Product: inactive protein RESTRICTED TEV MOVEMENT 2
Exons: 2
Coding region: 94-1068 (324 amino acids)
Source: RefSeq, a predicted model, not a curated record
UAACUCCAUUAUAUUGAUUUGUUUGUAUCUACAGAACCUAAUUUCCACCUCUCUUAUAGUUCAUUUUUUUCUCUUGUGUCUCAUAUUUGAUCAAUGGAGUUAGAAUUAGGACUCAAAAUCACCAAAAGUACAGAUGAUAUUACUUCCACCACCACCAACCUAAGGAUAGCCAAAGACUCCUCAGGCCCUGUUUUUAUCUCUAGGGAAACUGAUACUAAGUUCAUCCUCACUGCCCAUCUAAAAGGUUUUGUAAGAGAACAAAUUGGGAUCAAUAUCAAUGAAGAAGGAACAGAAAUCUCUAUUAGUGGGGAAAGGCCAGUUAAGGAGUUGGUAAUGUCUGGAUGGAUGAUGCAGAAGAAGGAAGUGGAGUUGAAAGGAUUCAUCAAAGUUUUUCGCAUACCGGAUGGCGUAAUUUUGGAUCGAAUCAAAGCGAAAUUCAACAACCAAGAAUCUGUUUUAACAAUAGUCAUUCCAAAAUCAAGUAAAGGAAUUAGAGGUGUUGGGAUUGAAGAAGUGAAAGAAGAAGAGGUUGUUAAUAAAGAUGAGACUGAUCAUGCUACUAUUAGUGAAGAACAAACUCAUAAGAUCAUGCCAAGAACUGAAGAAUUGAAAGUUGAUGAGCCAAAGAGUGAUGAAUCUAAUGGGGUUGAUGAAAUGUCUAAAAGAAAUGAGACAAGAAUUGAACCUGAGAUUAUAACAAAUGAAGAAACAUUUCAAGAAAUUAAGCCAACACAACCAUUACCAAGUGAAGAAGAAGCAAAGAGAAAAGAGUUACCUGGAAUAAAAGAGGAGACUUGUGAAGAGGGUUUGGAACCUGUUCAUGUAAUAGAAGAAAACAAAGAUGAAGAUAAGGAAUGUAGUAGUAGUUGUGGUGAUGAUGAUGAUGAGUCUGCCAUGGUGGAAAAACAGGAAGCAAUUGAAGAAAAGGGUAAGGAUAAAGCAAGUGGUGGAAGUUCAAGAAGGAUUAAGUUGUGUGUUCCUUGUGUCAUAGCAGGUUCUACCAUUAUUGUCUCCAUUGUUGUGUUUGCAGUUCAUUGGAUCAGAACCAAGAAAAGAGAGGUUCACUAAACUUAGAAUUUUAACUUCUUUUUUUUUCAUCUAUUUGAGUUGUGUUAAUUUGAAGCACAUAGUUCUUCAUUUGCAAGUGAUGAAAUCAAAUUCUCUUAUCAAAACUUUUGGUGCACAAAUAAAUGUCAAGGCUAAAAUAUGAAGAAGGGUCGUACACCAAAACUAUAAUCCAAGGUUUUUUUGCCAGGAAAAGAUAAUAUAAUAAGUUACUAAUUUAGUGUA